Messenger RNA from Adineta ricciae, 819 nucleotides. Lineage: Eukaryota; Metazoa; Rotifera; Eurotatoria; Adinetida; Adinetidae. The record is from the annotation of a GenBank genome assembly.
AUGUCUCAAACCGAUCUGCCCGUAAUCUAUGUGACACACGGAGCUGGUCCGAUGAUGUUUCUCGAUUCACCAGCAAUUCCAGUACUCGGCGAAGUCGGUCGACGUAGUCCAGCAGCUCUAUGGUAUAGUCAAUUGUCGAAACAAUUAGCUUUACCAACAGUACCAAAAGCUGUCCUCGUUGUCACAGCUCAUUGGGAAACCGCAAAUAGUGUUCAUAUUAGUGCCAAAGAAAAGUACACGGAACUCCUUUAUGAUUAUUACGGAUUUCCACCCGAAGCAUAUGAAAUUCAGUACAAUCCGCCCGGUGAUGUUAAUUUGUCUAAACGUGUUAAAUCACUACUUGAUCAAGCUGGUAUCUCAGCUAAACUCGAUGAUAAGAGAAAUUUCGAUCACGGUGUUUUCAUUCCAUUGAAACUGAUCUAUCCCGAUGCCAGUAUUCCUGUUGUUGCUAUUUCCGUUCUUAAAAGUUUAUCUCCUACUGAACAUUUAGCUAUUGGUAGAGCUCUUGCGCCAUUACGAAAAGAAGGAGUGUUAAUUAUUGGUUCUGGCUCGUCUGUUCAUGGAUUUGAAGUAAAUGCAAAGCAAUCACAUGCAUUUAUGACUGAAUUAAAGAAAGUUCUCGUGGAAGAUAAUCCACAAGAUCGUGAAAAGGCAUUGAUGAACUGGGACAAAGUUUUACCAUUUGCACGAAUGAAUCAUCCACGUGAAGAACAUCUCAUACCGUUACAUGUGAUUGUUGGUGCAGCUGGUUCAGAUCGCGGACAAUUAUUAAAUCCCAAUGUGACAGAGGCACAGGCGUCUUUUAAAUUUGGUAUUUAA